CAAUUUAAGAACAUGGUGGAAAUUGCUUUUCCAACAAUUUUGAUGAAUAUUUCUAAUAAGAUUUUGGGAGUGGAAGAUAUGGCAUUUAUUGGAAGAUUGGGCAGUGAGGAAUAUAUGGCAUCUGCUGCCUUGGCUAAUGCUAUUUUCUUUUGUUUGAGUUUUAUUUCAGUUGGUCUUAUUAAUGGACAAGAUACAUUUGUUGCACAAGCUUUUGGUGCUAAGAAUAAGCCACUUGUUGGAGUUUGGAUGCUGAGAAGUAUUACCUUGUUGGUGACAUUUUUGAUACCUGUAUUUAUUGUGCUCUUCUUUUUGGAAUUUUGCUUAACAACGAUAGGUGUUGAGGAGAGUAUUGCUCAUUUAUCUGGUCAAUUUGUUAGAUAUUUAUUACCUGGACUUUUACCAUUUGCUUUGAAUAGAUCGGUGGCCAGAUUUUUAGUUUCUGUUGAUGUGAGACUGCCCAAUACUAUUAUUCCAAUUGCUGCUAUUUUUGUAAACUUUGGAUUGAAUUGGUUGUUUGUAUUUGGAAUUGGAUUUAAAGGAAUUGGAUUUUUAGGAGCAGCCAUUGCUACAUCCCUUUCAAGACUUUUCAGUUUAAUGUGUUAUGUCUAUGUGCUAUAUCACCAUCGUGAAAAGUUUAAGGAAUGUAUUUAUGGAGCUAUGCAAUGGAAGGAAGUAUUUCAAAUUUCUGGUUUUGUUGAAUAUUUGAAACAAGCAAUUCCAGGUACAAUCGCAACAUGUUGUGAGGUGUGGGCCUUUGAAAUGACAACUUUGAUUGCUGCUUACAUGUCACCUACUCAUGUGGCUGCUCACUCAAUUGUGUUAAAUGUCACUUCAUUAUCAUUCAUGGUUCCUUUGGCCUUGUCUAGUGCUGCUGCUGUCAUGGUAGGCCAAAGACUUGGUGCCAGAAAUCCUCAAGAAGCCAAAUACUCUGCCUACCUGUGCCUGACUAGCUCUGGAUUGUUCAUGAUUAUCAAUGCUAUUGUCAUUGGAGCCUUCUCUACAUUGAUUCCUAGAAUUUACACAAAUGAACAACCAGUCAUUGAUAUGGCAGCUUCUAUUUUCCCUCUGGUUUCUCUAUUUGCUGUAACAGAUGGUAUUCAAGGUACUGCUUCUGGUGUAUUGCGUGGAGCAUCUUGUCAAAUGGUAUCAAUGGUUGCCAAUAUUAUUGCCUAUUACGUUAUUAGCAUUCCAAUUGGAAUGGUUUUGGCUUUUAUUGCUGAUUGGCAACUAUUUGGUUUGUGGACUGGUUUGACAAUUAGUUUAAUUCUCGUUGCAGGUUCAUUACUGCUCUAUAUCAUAUUCAGAAUUAAUUGGGAAAAGGAAUCU
Naegleria gruberi is the source of this 1326-nucleotide messenger RNA. RefSeq lists its product as uncharacterized. The record is from RefSeq and is a predicted model, not a curated record. Gene Ontology annotation, molecular function: xenobiotic transmembrane transporter activity; antiporter activity. The annotation marks the transcript as partial. NCBI's taxonomy places the organism in Eukaryota, Heterolobosea, Eutetramitea, Acrasida, Naegleriidae. Gene Ontology annotation, cellular component: membrane. Gene Ontology annotation, biological process: xenobiotic detoxification by transmembrane export across the plasma membrane. The transcript has a single exon.